AUGACCAAGCGCACCCAUCUCACUCCCGACGACUCGUGUCUCCCUCUCAAGAAGCGUCGCAACCUGGGCCAGGGCCAAGUUCUCCACGACGUCGCCCACGCCGCCUCCUUCGUCGUACCCGAACCCCCCAGGACUCCCGACUUUGUGUUCUCGCCCAUCUCUCACCGCGCCCCCGCCACCUACUUCUUCAGGCCCUGGUGCUCGCCGGAGACGCUGGUUCCCGCCAUUCCGACGAACAAUGCUGUUCUUUGGCCGGAAAGAAUUCAGUCAGGGGAUUUCGGCGUCAACAGCGCCCCCUGCAUGAGCGAGAGCCUUGUCGCCGACACGAAUGACUCGGGAAUCAGCGAAUCCAGCGCAGAUUCUUCCCUCGAGGGCUCGCCCUUGCAGACGCCCGUGGACGCCGCCCUCAGCCCUCACGUGAGUGACAUAAGCUACUGCGAAGACCCUCGGAGUGACGCGCCUCCCUUCGCAUCUCGGACGCCGCUGUCGGUCCACGGGGAAAGCCGCUUCGACUGCGAGGACUGCGGCCGCAAGUUCAAGAAGCGGGCGUACCUGGUGCGCCACCGCCGCCUGCACACGGGCGAGCGGCCCUACAGCUGCGACAUCUGCAGCGCCACCUUCUCGCAGAUGCCCAACCUGUGGUACCACAAGCGCAUCCACACGGGCGAGUCGCCGUACGAGUGCGCCGUGUGCCAGCGCAAGUUCCGCAGCUCGUCGCACCUGAAGCGCCACCAGAGGCUGCACACGGGCGAGACGCCCUACGCCUGCCCCAUCUGCCCCGCCGCCUUCAUCACGUGGGACAAGCUCAACAGACACAAGAUGAUCGACCAUCAAUAG
Messenger RNA from Penaeus indicus, 837 nucleotides. RefSeq names its product zinc finger protein 23-like. The record is from RefSeq and is a predicted model, not a curated record. Bases 1 to 837 code for a protein of 278 amino acids. NCBI's taxonomy places the organism in Eukaryota, Metazoa, Arthropoda, Malacostraca, Decapoda, Penaeidae. The transcript has a single exon. Gene Ontology annotation, cellular component: nucleus. Gene Ontology annotation, biological process: regulation of gene expression.